Molecule: messenger RNA, 1105 nt
Organism: Colletes gigas
Lineage: Eukaryota; Metazoa; Arthropoda; Insecta; Hymenoptera; Colletidae
Gene: mgr
Product: prefoldin subunit 3-like
Exons: 3
Coding region: 62-634 (190 amino acids)
Biological process (GO): tubulin complex assembly; microtubule-based process; protein folding
Cellular component (GO): prefoldin complex; cytoplasm
Molecular function (GO): tubulin binding
Source: RefSeq, a predicted model, not a curated record
CGAUCAUGGAAACUGGACUUUUGUCGUGAGACUGAGAAACUGUAUUUCAUAGUAACUCAAAAUGGAAGACGGUGACAAUAAAGCGAACGCUGGGCUGGUUAAAGAGAAAAAGUCGUACGCCGGCAUACCGGAGGCCGAUUUUGUAGAUGAUGUCGAUGCGUUUAUGGCCAAACCCGAAAAUGAAUAUGCAGACAAAGUUAUACAAAUGCUGGAUGAAAACCAUGGCAAAUACAAAUUCAUGGAAUAUAACUUGGUUAAUAAAAGGAGACGGCUGAAAGCACAGAUUCCAGAUUUGGAGAGAUCAUUGGAAAUGAUUAAAAAGUUACAAUCAGAGAAGGACAACAGUAAAGAUUUAGAAACUCAAUUUCUUUUGUCUGAACAAGUGUAUGCAAAAGCUGUUAUUUCACCUACCGACAAAGUAUGCUUAUGGUUAGGAGCAAAUGUUAUGCUGGAAUAUACUUUAGACGAUGCACAAGAAAUGUUAACAAAAAAUAUUGAAGCGGCAAAAAGAAAUUUAGGUUAUAUCGAACACGAUUUAGACUUUGUUAGAGACCAAUUUACGACGAUAGAAGUAAAUAUGGCGCGCAUUUAUAAUUGGGAGGUUAAACGCAGGCAAGCUGCUAAACCAACAUAAAAACUGUUCUUAUUAUGAAUUCAAUUGCACGCAACGAUUGCCUAAGAUACUAACUGGUUACUCACAAUGUCAAGAAAAAACGCCUGUGAAUGAAAAAUGCUGUCGAAAAAUGUCAACGGAAUAAAGGACUCAUGUUUAGGUUGUAAGCUAGAUAACCAAUAUUUAUGUAUAUUGCCACAAAUACAUCUGAAAUCUAACUUAACAUGUUGUUUCAUAUACCUACCAGAGUCAAACAAAUUUUAUUCAUGAACUAAUACAAAUUUAUAAUUCAUUUGUGAACCACCUCCUACGCGCGGUAUCCUGUUUCGUACAAUAACGUAAAAAAUACGUCGAUGGAUUUUAAUUAACGAAUGAAACUUGAGCAAAAAUUAGAAUAUAAAUGCGUCUAAAUUUUUUAUUUAAUAUUCAUGAAUAAAAUUUGUCCAACUCUGGUACUUACAAUAAGAUCUCUUAUCAUAUCUAUUAUAUUAA